CCUCCGCCAUGAAGACGGCCUUCGUGACGGUGGGCACCACCAGCUUCGACGGCCUGGUCGCCGCCGUGUCGGCCCCGGAGGCUGUGCGGGUUUUACAGGAUCUUAGCUACAGCCGACUAAUCCUUCAGAUUGGUAGGGGCACAGUGACUCCAGAUUCAGUUUGCACACCAACAUUUACCCAGGAAGUGUAUAGGUACAAGAACUCGCUGUUUCAAGAUAUUCAAGAAGCAGAUCUUAUCAUAAGUCAUGCAGGUGCAGGUAGCUGUCUGGAGGUCCUGGAAGCAGGGAAACCAUUACUGGUAGUUGUAAAUGACAAGCUGAUGGACAAUCAUCAGUUGGAGUUGGCAAGACAGCUACAAAGGGAUGGACAUCUCUUUUACUGCACGUGCAGAACUCUCAUCCAGACUCUUCAAUCAAUGGACUUGUCAACAUUGAAGCCUUUCCCACCUGGACAACCAGAGAAAUUUGCUGCAUUCUUGGACAAAGUAGUUGGGAUUUAAAUAAGUGAGCUGUAGAAGGAAGCUCCCACAUUCGGAAC
Messenger RNA from Euleptes europaea (tarantolino), 538 nucleotides. RefSeq names its product UDP-N-acetylglucosamine transferase subunit ALG13 homolog. The record is from RefSeq and is a predicted model, not a curated record. Gene Ontology annotation, biological process: dolichol-linked oligosaccharide biosynthetic process. Gene Ontology annotation, molecular function: hexosyltransferase activity. The transcript is spliced from 4 exons. Bases 9 to 500 code for a protein of 163 amino acids. NCBI's taxonomy places the organism in Eukaryota, Metazoa, Chordata, Lepidosauria, Squamata, Sphaerodactylidae.